CAGUUGUGACAGAGCAUUCUGAGCAUUCUGGUGUCAUUCUGGUGUCAUUGAGGUUUGUCGGGGCUCAGUAGAAACAACAGUGACAGUAUGCUGUACCACUUGUUUUAAUACUUUGAAAUUCUUGGUUGGAGGAUACAUAAACAGGAGUGAAUUAAGAGGAUAUCUGGAAUACUGUCACCAGGAAUUAUAGGAAAUCAUGGCAUUUUUUGUUAAAGUUCCCGGAAACUGUAGCGGGGCUCCACAACCAGCCUUUAAUGGCAACACUGUCCUCUUUAGAUCUGUUUCCAAGCCACUUAAUCUAACACUCAGAGUCACUCUGACUGUCGAGUUCCACACUGAGUACAUUUCUUACAGUUAUUAGGAGGAUUUGUAAGGGAUAUGAAGUCAUUCUUAUGGUUUCCAAGAAUGCAGCAGAUUUAAUUAUGUCACACAGCAGACGCUCCCCCCCACUCCAAAUCUUUUGUUAAUCAAUAAACAGUUACAGAGCAGUGUCAGUUAAAGCCAACUAAGGGAUAGUUAUGAGAGGCAGAAAAUCUGCACAGGCAGCACUUUUCUUCCCGGGACUGUCCUUGAGGGAGAGGCUUUUACUAGGUAGAAAUUAAAACGACUGUGCUUUUAGCUGCUCCACGGUCAAUGGGUCAUAUUGUUGUUAAAUGAUUGAACCCCUUAAAUGGUGACAUUACUGUGACUCUUCAGCCGUUAUUUUUUUACAGUAACCCUACCAAGACCACAAAAGGCGAGCAAAAACCAGAAGCACAGUGACUUUGCUAAAAGCCGGUUACAACACUAGCACAAGCAUGUAUGAAGCUCCACAAGCAUAUACCAUUGUGUUGUUGAUCCGGGAUGAAGAGGAUGAUGUGUUCACUUUGAUCGUUGAUGGGAUGAAGAUGUUCCCCUCCAGUGAGGAAGUUCAGCUUCAUGGCUGCAGAGCCCUGCAACUUCUACUGGACAGAGUGUCUGAUGAUGACCUGGUAGAGUUUCUUGAGAACCAAGACCACACUGUAGUUCUGGCUGCACUGCACCAGUUCAGUGACAAUGAAGACCUGGUUUUGCAGGCUCUGAAAGUUCUGAUUCCUCUAGCAGGUCCUGCCAGUAAUGUGGAGAUCCUUAUGUCGGGAGGAGUGAAGUGUUAUAGUGUGGUGGCCGGAGCCAUGGAGUCAUUCCCCAAGAUGGAGACACUGCAGGAGGUCGGCUGCUGUCUAUUCAGGAAGUUUACAUCAGAAAGAUACUGCAGCAUUCUGGUCCUGAACGGGGUGCACAGGGCCAUUGUACGAGCCUGUCUGGCCUACCCUGAGAACGCCACUCUGCAAGCGGCCGCUCUGCACUGCCUGUCUGACCUCACUGAAACUAUAGUGCAGAGCAGAGCUGUGGCAAGGGAGAGGAUGGAGGAAGGAGAAGCGGAGGAGAACCGAGGCCGGGAGGAGGUGGAAGAUGUGGGGUUGUGUUGGUUAGAGGCCUGCUGUACUGCUUUGGAGAUCCAUGCUGCUGAUUCAGCAGUGCAGGAGGCUGGAUGUUGGGCCAUCCACAGCCUACUAUUGCAUGGCGGCGAGUCAUGGGACCAUUCCACAGAAGAGCAAGAUGGAAGGACUCCGGUGCACCGGCAGAUCAUGGUUGCCAUGCUGCUUCACUCCUCCUGCCCCGGUGUGUUCCAGGCUGCUGCCACUGCCCUGGGCACGCUCAUCACCUACAACAAUAAAAUGCGAUCUCUGCUGUUGUCCAGCGGCCUUCAUGUGAAUGUGGUGGAGAUGAUGAAGAGACAUCUGUCCUCUCCAGAGGUCUCCUCGGGGGGCUGUAGGCUGCUCCACCUUCUCUUCAAGGGAAGGGUGGCCAGUCUGGAUGAGCUGAACUUGGCAAUGAGCCAGACCCUCAAGGUGAUGAAGGAGCAUAGCUUCAUACCUGAAGUCCAACUGGAGGCCCUGAGAGCCAGCCUGGUCCUCCUUUGCCCCGAUAGGAGCUUGCGUGUGUGUGAACACGGUGUGUCCGUGUCGGAUCCGGACACAGUGGACGUGUCUCUGAAGGUGCUGAAGAAUCAGUGUGUGUUGGAGGGGGCUCAUACGGUCUACCUAGAGGCACUGAACAGGUUCAUCAGCAGCUCUGCCAUCCAGGAGUGUGGCUUGCGGGUUCUGUCUGCCUUGGCGGACUGCUCCGGUGCUGUGGACCUGCUCUGCCAACAGGGGGCGGUGGACACAAUCCUGCAUACACUACAAAUGUUCCCCAGGGAACGAGAAAUACACUACUGGAGUCUCAACCUCCUCUGCUCCCUGAUAUCUAAGAAGAAACUCUCCAGAAUGAUAAUCCCAGUCCUCUCAUCGGUUCUCGUCACCUCCCUCCUUCAGUUCAGGGAGGACACCGAAGUGCUGUUGAAGGGGUUCCAGGUGGCCUGUCGGAUGCUGGAUGUCUGCUCUGGGGCUGCAGGCGAGCUGCAGAGGGAAGGCUUUGACAGGGAGGUCUUCCACCAGCUCCGAGACGAUUCGCCUGACCGACGCCGCAACCCGGUGCAUAUGGCCGCGUGUCUGGCGCUGUCUAAGAUGUGCAGCGACGCCGAGCUGAGGUAUGUCAUGUUGGAGAAGGCCUGUCAGGCCAGGGAUGUGACCAUGGCUGACUGCCUCAUCCAGCUAGGAGCCGACAUCAACCGGAAGACAAGGACAGAGUCCCUCAUUUAUCAGGUUUGUGAGCAGGGUGGGCCCCUGGAGCUUGUGGAGCUGCUCCUCAGGUGUGGGGUCCACGAGCAGCAUCUGCGCGGGGCCCUGGGGGCCAGCUUGCGUCGUGGCGACGGCCCAGUGGUAAUCCAGCUACUGGGGCGCCUGGGGCUGGACCUGAACAACAACGCCCUCUGCCUGGGGGGGUUCAGGCUGGGUCGUGUGGACGCUGCGUGGCUUAGCACCCUACUCGCUGAGAUCACCAGCACCAACAAUCUGCCCCCCUGCACAAGUAAAGGUAUGUGUUUAGCCUGCUAUGUGCGUUCCCUGCAGAAGAGCAAGACGACCCCUGACCCCCUGUCCCCCAGGUCCUCAGCUGACCCCUGCCUGACGUCAGGGUACCUGUCAGACGAGAGUGAUGACUCCAGCUUCCCGUGUCUGGGAGAUGGUCUGGUGUUCACCUUUGACCUGGAGAGUGACGGAAGUGACUCCCAUUCGAUGGUGCUGACCCACAGAUCCCCCAGUGAUGCAUCAGAAGAUUGGAAGGCCGGGUCUCCAAAGAGGAAUAGCGAGCGCCGCAGGCACUGUAGCUCGGAGGGAGUCAGAGGUGAGAUGGAGCCUCUUCAAAGGCGGUACGGAAAGGCAGCAUCCAACCAGAAAGGUAUUUACUCGCCAGUGCUGGGCUCAAGGGAUAACUCCUCCCCUUUGGGUGGGGACAGAGAGCGGAUCCGCCUGCUGGACCUAUCAGGCAAUGAGCUGGACUGUCUGUCAUGUUUGAUGGGUCCCGGUUCUGUCCAACAGCAGCUGCAGUGCCUGUAUCGACUGGACUUGAGCCAGAACAACCUUUCUGAGUUCCCCUCUGUGCUCUGUAAGAGCCUGAGGAGUCUCACUCGUCUAGAUCUCCAAGGCAACCAGCUGCAGUCGUUGCCGGCAGAGCUUCUGGCCCUGCCCUCUCUGAGCAUGCUCAAUGUGUCACGCAACUGGGUUGGCCCGCACCUGACCCUUGACGCCGCUGUCACCUGCCCUUCGCUGAAGCAACUAAACCUGUCCUUCAACCACAUCAGCACCUUUCCCCAGCAGUUGGGCAGGGUCAUGGAGCGGCUGGAGGAACUGUGUCUGGAUGGGAACAGAAUGAGCGAGCUGUGCUCUCCUCUGAUUCUGCCGGAGAUGAAGCUCCUAGACGUUAGUAAGAACAGUCUGGAGAGCAUCUCCAGUGACUUCCUUUCUGGCUGCCCCAAGCUAGAGACCUUCAGUGCCUGUACCAACCAGCUCAGUUCCCUAUCUGAUCUACCUUCCAAAAUAACAACAUUGAAGCUAUCACACAACCAAUUCACUUCCAUUCCUGAGGCCAUUCUUGGUCUUCCAAAUUUAAGGUCAGUAGACAUGCGGGCCAAUGACAUAUCAGUUCUACCGAGGCCAUCCGCUUGGGCGUCAGUCAGCCUUCGUGAGCUGAUAUUUGGUCAGAAUCACAUCAAAACCCUGGAUCUGAGUGGACCUGUCUACAAAUGGGCCCGGCUAGAGAAACUGCACCUGAGUGAAAAUAAGCUAAUAGAGAUCCCCCCUCAGAUUGGACUGCUGGAGGAACUGACCUCUCUGGACGUGAGUCGUAAUGGUGGCCUGGUUUCCUUCCCUGACGAAAUGGGCAAACUGGGCCGCCUCUGGGACCUGCCUCUGGAUGGACUGCAGCUCAGCCUGGACCUCAAACACAUCGGCAGCAAGACCAAGGACAUUGUCAGGUUUCUCCAGCAGCGUUUGAAGAAAGCUGUACCGUAUUUCCGAAUGAAGCUGAUUGUGGUAGGUAAUGCCGGCAGUGGGAAGACUGCUCUGAUCCGACAGCUGAUGAAGCUGAAGCGUUCCCAGUGGCAGUCUGAGCUUCCCACUGCGGGGAUUGACGUCAGGGACUGGACCAUCCGUGAUCGGGACAAGAAGAACAUGGUACUAAACGUGUGGGACUUCUCUGGUGGAGAGGAGUUCAGUGGGUCUCACCCCCACUUCCUGACGCCCCGUGCCCUCUACCUGGUGGUGUAUGACCUCAGUAAAGGUGCCGUCCAGAUGGAUGCCCUUAAACCCUGGCUGUUCAACAUCAAGGCGGUGGCCCCCUUGUCUCCAGUCAUUCUGGUAGGGACACAUACAGACAAAAGCGAUGACAUCCAGCUUCAGGCAUGCCUAGAUAAGACCCGGCAGGAGCUCCUUAACCACCAGGGUUUUCCUGCCAUCCGAGACUACCACAUGGUGACUGUAAGUGAGGACUCGGACACCAUCAGCAGACUGCGCAAGGCCAUCGCCAGGGAGGUCACCAGCUUCAAGAUCCAGGGGCAGCCAGUGAUGGGGCAGCUGGUCCCGGAAAGCUACGUGGAGCUGGAGAAGAGGGUCCUGCUGGAGAGGGCCAGGGUGCCGCGGGAGUUCCCCGUUCUCAGGCACCACACCCUGCUGCAGCUCAUCCAGGACAGUCAACUGCAGUUGGAGGAGGCUGAGUUGACCCACGCCGUACACUUCCUCAGCGAGGCCGGAGUCCUUCUGCAUUUUGAUGACCCUGCGCUUCAGCUCAGAGAUCUCUACUUUAUUGAUCCCCAGUGGCUGUGCAACAUCAUCUCACAGAAGCUGACUCUGAAGAGCUCAGGGUUUUGGGAGCCCCCCAAUGGAGUAGUCCAGCGCUCAGUGGUGGAGCGACAUCUGUUUGACAGCAAGUGUUUCCCGAGGAGCCACCUGACCCAGUAUUUUAAACUGCUGGAGAAGUUCCAGAUUGCUUUGCCCUUUGGAGAGGACCAGCUUCUAGUCCCUAGCAGUCUGUCUGAACACCGCCCUGUGAUCGAGUUGCCCCACUGUGAGAAUUCUGAGGUGAUCGUGCGUCUGUAUGAGAUGCCCUACUUCCCCAUGGGCUACUGGUCCCGACAGAUCAACCGCCUGCUGGAAGUCUCCUCCUUCAUGCUCCAUGGCAGAGGUACCAGAGAGAAAGUGCCACGUCCCAACCGUAUCUACUGGAGGAGAGGCAUCUACCUGAGCUGGUCUCCCGAGGCCUACUGCCUGGUGGAGGCUGCCAAUGUAGGAGACAACCCUGCCAGUUUCGUCAAGAUCACUGUGCCAUGCUCCUGCAAAGGUCGUGUGUUGCUGGGUCAGGUGGUGGACCAUGUUGAUUCUCUCCUGGAGGAGUGGUUUCCAGGUCUCCUCAGCACGGAUAUCCAUGGCAACGGGGAGGCCCUCCUGAAGAAGUGGGCGCUAUACAGCUUUGGGGACGGACAGGAGUGGAGCCAGAUACUGCUGGAGGACCUGUUCACUCGCAUAGAUGAAGACUGUUUGUUGGUUAACCCAGAGGACCCUCACUGCACAGUGCCCAUCUCUCAGAUCUCCCCGGACCUCAUCCUCAGUGACCAGCCAGCUGGGAUCAUUCUAGACUGUAAGGAGUUGGAGAUGGAAUGUACCAAAGACAACCUACUGGGAGAUGGUGGUUUUGGGUCUGUCUAUCGAGGCAUCUACAAAAAGGAAGACGUGGCCGUGAAGAUAUUCAACAAGCACGCCUCUGAGCUGUAUAUCCACCGACUACUCCGACAGGAGCUGGUGGUGUUGGGUCGUCUCCACCACCCCAGCCUGGUGGGUCUGCUGGCGGCCGGGACCAGUCCUCAUCUCCUGGUGAUGGAGCUCGCCCCGCGGGGUUCCUUGGACUCUUUGUUUGAGCACGAGAAAGGCAGCCUCAACCGGAAGCUCCAGCACCGCAUUGCCCUGCAGGUCUCUGACGGGCUCAGGUAUCUCCACUCAUCCAUGAUCAUCUACCGGGACCUGAAGCCUCACAACGUGCUGCUGUUCAACCUGAAGGCUGACUCGGAGAUCAUCGCUAAGAUCACUGACUAUGGCAUCUCUCAGUACUGCUGCAGCAUGGGAGUCAGGAGCUCCGAGGGGACCCCAGGUUUCCGAGCGCCGGAGGUUGCCCGUGGCAACGUGAUCUACAACCAGCAGGCGGACGUGUUCUCGUUCGGCCUGCUGCUUUAUGACCUGAUGACCUGUGGCGAGCGCAUCUCGGACGGCAUGAAGUUUCCCAGCGAGUUUGACGAGGUCGCGGUUCAGGGCAAGCUGCCAGACCCGGUGAAUCACUAUGGCUGUUCUGCCUGGCCGGGCUUCCAGGGCCUCAUGAAGGACUGCAUGAUGGAGAGGCCCCAGGACAGACCCACCUCCACCCAGAUGUUUGACAGGCUGAACUCUGGGGAGAUGCUGUGUCUGAUUAAGGAGGUGGUGGUCAGCCGGGCUCCCAAUGCCCAGUGCUUCACGGUUGGCUGCAGCGGUCCCGGCUCCACCCCCAGGGCCUGGGUGGGAGGGGGCAGCAGCACUCAGAGACUGGGCUGUGUUGCGUCAGUCGACUUGGACACGGAGAUGGUCACAACACAGCAGGUUGACACGAGUCCUGUCUUAUGCCUGGUGACUGUCCAGUUCCCGGACGCGGUGUGUGAUUGGCUGGUGGCUGGGACCCAGUCGGGGGCUCUGGUAGUCAUCAGUACAGAGGACCCGUCCACCUGGCACCACCUGCAGAAUGUCACCGAUGCCGUGACGUCACUGUUCUUCCACACACACUCUAAACGCAGUCAAAGAAAGAACUACCUGUUAGUUGGGACGGCGGAUGGUGUUCUGACGGUAUACGAGGACUCGGCUCUCCAGGUGAAGGGCGGCCAGCCAGUCAAGACUCUGGCCAUUGGGAACGUUAACACACCAUUGAUGUGUCUGGGCCAAUCAGGUCACUCCCUGGACAGGACCACUGUGUGGGCAGGCUGUGGGACCAGAAUCCUCUCCUUUACUGCCAACUACGAUGUCUGGAAGACCAUUGACACUAAUCCACAGCACCUCUGCCAACAGCAGGGGGCAGUGAGCAGCGAGGCAUGUGUGUCCCGUAUGGUGGUGGAAAAAUAUGUGUACCUCAGCAAGGCUGGAGGGCAGAGCGUGGAGGUGUGGGACAAGAAGAAUGACAGGAUGAUCGACUGCAUUGACUGUGUCCACCUUCUCAGACAGGGCCGGCGACCCAGGAAGGCUGGCUCAGAGUCGGACUUUGGAGUGGAGACUCCGACCCGGGCCAGCGUCAAGUCUCUCCACCUGCAGCCUGCCACCGGCACGCUGUGGAUCGGCACCCGUGGAGGCCUCCUGCUCCUGGUGGAGCUGUCCAACCGCCAGCUGCUGCAGGUCUUCAGCCCACGCUGCCAGUCCGUACGGAGCAUAGUCUCUGUAUUUAUAGAAACACUAAAUCGUAAAGAUGUGGUCCUGGUUUUGGGAAGAAGACUGUCCCAAGACAGAAAUCAAUGUGACGAGGAGUCUGUGCUGAUGGUGUGGAACAGCUCUCUGCCUUUGGAGGUCAAGGACUUGAAGAAACACAGUGAGAUGAGAGGGGAGAUCACCGCCAAGAUGAGAGAGCAGGAAAAUGACUGACUGUUCGACAAACGGCCUCAGCUGAGUAGGGAGUCUGUUCUUUAUACUGCACCCCCGUCCGACAUUACCGGUCAUGUCAAUAAUCCAACCAUAAAUCCUGUACAACACUACCCAUACCCAUAGAAAAAACCGUGACGAGAAUUUGUAGUUACCAAUUACUGCUCUAUUAACUUUUUGUUUGUGCACAGAAUGCGAUUAGAAAAGGGAUUUCUUUGAAGACUCGUGGAGUGAUGUUUGUCUCUUUCACGGCUCUAGUAACAGAACAAAAUUAGAUUUUUUCAUUUCCUGUGCCCAUAGACAAACAACAUCUCUAUAAAUGAUGUUGUCUGACAGCCCAUUCCCAUUACACUUCUGGUCCGGUCAGAAGUCAUGACAUUGCAAAUACAGUUGACAAGAUCAGGUUGUUUAUUUGCACUGUUAUUCAUUUCUGUUGUCUCCUCUACAAUGCUGUACGUUAUAGUUCUGCAUGCUGUAUUUAGGUGCAUACUUUGACCAUCAUCCCAAGCUGUUGAAAGCACUGACUUGGGUUUCAUUAAAACACUCCUGUGAAUGUAAUUAUGAAAUUGUUUAUAUGACUAAAUAUGACUAAUUAUUUUGUUUAUAUGACUGAGGACUCAGUAAUUUUGUAUUUUUUUUAAAGACGCUUCGUGUUGUUUGUUUUGUGUCAUUUAUCUGCAAUAUAACCAUUAUAUGACCACAAAAGUAAAAGGACAAUUACACUUUUUUCUACUUGAUGUCAGAUGGUUCCUCUUCCUGAAGUUGUCUAUGGGCCAGGACAAAACUGAAUCAUGGAUUACACUUUCUAUUAUCAGUCACUGUAAACCUCCACAACCAGUAGAUAAAAACAUCUGUAGAAGUCAUCAAAGCAUGUGACCAUUAAAAUAAAUCUAAAACAUA
This is a messenger RNA of Esox lucius (northern pike), 8939 nucleotides long. It is a transcript of the gene lrrk2, whose product is annotated as leucine-rich repeat kinase 2. The transcript has 47 exons. Lineage: Eukaryota; Metazoa; Chordata; Actinopteri; Esociformes; Esocidae. Gene Ontology annotation, cellular component: plasma membrane. The record is from RefSeq and is a predicted model, not a curated record. Gene Ontology annotation, molecular function: protein binding; ATP binding; protein kinase activity. Bases 798 to 8042 code for a protein of 2414 amino acids. Gene Ontology annotation, biological process: protein phosphorylation.